AUGGAUGGCAAGGGCGACAUGGGUGCAAAGCGAAAGCGCAGCACGGCGGCCGACACCUCCGAUCAUCCCAACAAGCAACUCAGACCUGAGCCCGCAAUCUUGACUCCCUCCGAUGCGACACCUGCCAACGGAACCGUCUAUGAGGUCGAGGAGGAUGUAGAUGAAGCUCCUUCGCCAGUCGCCAUCCCCGCUACAACAGACUCGCCUGAAUGGCAAGCUACCAUUGAGAGGGUUGUGAAAUGCGCUGUCUCUAUUCACUUCUGUCAGACCUGUUCCUUCGAUACGGAGCUUUCCAUGUCCAGUCAAGCAACUGGUUUCGUGGUAGAUGCAGAGCGCGGCUACAUAUUGACCAAUCGCCACGUUGUCGGUGCUGGUCCUUUCUGGGGAUACUGUAUAUUUGACAACCACGAGGAAUGUGAUGUCCAGCCUGUAUACCGGGACCCCGUUCAUGAUUUCGGUAUUCUAAAGUUCGACCCGUCGAAGAUUCGAUAUAUGGAUGUCACCGAGCUUAAGCUCCAGCCAGAUGGAGCGCGAGUUGGCACAGAAAUCCGUGUCGUGGGAAACGAUGCUGGAGAAAAGCUGAGCAUUCUGUCUGGUGUGAUCAGUCGACUGGACCGAAAUGCGCCUGAAUAUGGAGAGGGCUACUGUGAUUUUAACACAAAUUACAUUCAGGCCGCAGCUGCGGCCAGCGGCGGUAGUUCAGGAAGUCCUGUGGUUAAUCUUGCUGGCCAUGCAGUUGCUUUGCAGGCUGGUGGUCGGGCUGACGGAGCUGCGACAGACUACUUUUUGCCGCUGGACCGCCCACUUCGGGCACUAGAGUGUAUCCGCCAAGCUCAACCUGUCACUCGUGGUACAAUUCAAACACAGUGGGUCUUGAGGCCUUUCGAUGAGUGUCGCCGUCUUGGUCUGACCCCCGAGUGGGAGGCUGCUAUACGUGCCGCAGCACCCACUGAAACAAACAUGCUUGCUGCGGAGAUCAUCCUUCCCGAGGGACCUGCAGAUUGUAAGCUGUUGGAGGGAGAUGUGCUUAUCAAGGUGAAUGGAGAGCUCCUUACGCAGUUUGUUCGUCUCGAUGAUAUCCUAGACUCGAGUGUCGGUGAAUCUGUCAAGUUGCUGGUUCAGAGAGGCGGUCAAGACGUUGAGGUCGAGUGUCAAGUGGGAAAUCUUCAUGAUAUCACCCCCGAUCGUUUCGUGACAGUUGCCGGCGCUAGUUUCCAUGAUUUGUCGUACCAGCAGUCACGUCUUUAUGCCAUUGCCACUCGCGGAGUCUAUGUCUGUGAGUCGGCAGGCUCUUUCAAGCUGGAGAACACCGCGGCAGGAUGGAUCAUUGAUUCAAUCGACAAGCGGCCCAUCCGUAACCUCAAUGAGUUCGUAGAGGUCAUGAAGAGCAUUCCCGAUCGCACUCGCGUGGUGAUCUCCUACCGCCAUAUUCGCGACCUCCACACAAAAGGAACUAGCAUCAUCUACGUUGACCGUCACUGGCAUCCCAAGAUGCGGUUGGCAGUCCGUAACGACGAGUCUGGUGUCUGGGAUUUCUCUGAUAUCGCCGAUCCCAUUCCUGCUGAACCCCCUGUCCCAAGAGAGGCCAAUUUUAUCCAGUUAGACGGCAUCAGUCAGCCUGCUGCUGCCGAGAUUGUCCGCAGCUUCGUGCGUGUAUCGUGCAUCAUGCCAUUGAAGCUGGAUGGAUACCCGCAAGCAAAGAAGACUGGAUUUGGACUGGUCAUCGAUGCUGAGAAGGGUCUAGUGGUAGUAUCACGAGCCAUUGUCCCCUACGACCUUUGCGACAUCAAUAUCACUGUGGCCGACUCAAUCAUUGUCAGUGCUAAGGUUGUCUUCCUACACCCACUCCAGAACUACAGCAUCAUCCAAUACGACCCCAGCCUCGUUAAGGCCCCGGUCAAGAGUGCCCAGCUCAGCACCAACUAUAUCAAACAAGGCCAAGAUACCAUCUUUGUCGGCUUCAACCAAAACUACCGCAUUGUCGUGGCCAAAACCACCGUCACUGAUAUCACAACUGUGUCAAUCCCCGCCAACGCAGCUGCCCCUCGUUACCGUGCAAUCAACCUAGACGCUGUCACCGUGGACACUGGGCUCAGUGCACAAUGUUCAAACGGUGUGCUCGUCGGCGAAGAUGGUGUGGUGCAGGCCUUAUGGUUGAACUACCUCGGCGAGCGCUCUGCAAGCUCUCACAAGGAUGUCGAAUAUCACCUCGGUCUUGCCACUCCAUACCUGCUUCCCGUCACUUCCAAGAUCCAGCAAGGUGAAGUCCCAACGCUACGAAUCCUGAACAUGGAAAGCUACGUUGUUCAGAUGAGCCAAGCUCGCAUCAUGGGCGUCUCGCAGGAGUGGAUUAACAAGGUCACCGAUGCUAACCCAUCGCGCCACCAGCUGUUCAUGGUGCGCAAGGUUGACAGCCCUCCGGCAGGCGUCAUCCCCGACCCCAGCACCAGCUUCCAAGAAGCCGACAUCAUCCUCACGUUGGAUGACCAGAUCAUCACCCGCGUUUCAGAGCUAGAUGUCAUGUACGAAAAGGAAACCCUGGAUGCGUUGGUCAUUCGAAAUGGCGAGGAAGUGCGCAUCCGCGUUCCCACGGUGCCAACUCGGGAUAUUGAGACAGACCGUGCCCUUGCCUUCUGCGGUGCUGUUCUGCAGAAGCCCCACCAUGCUGUUCGCCAGCAGAUCUCCAAGGUUCACAGCGAAAUCUACGUGAGCGCGAGAAGCCGUGGUUCCCCCGCUUACCACUACGGUCUUGCACCCACUAACUUCCUCACUGCUGUCAACAGCGUCUCGACUCCAGACCUGGACAGCUUUAUCCGGGAGGUCCGCAAAAUUCCCGAUAACGAGUACUUCCGUAUUCGUGCUGUGACCUUCGACAACGUCCCCUGGGUUGUUACCAUGAAGAAGAAUGAUCAUUACUUCCCCAUGUCCGAAUAUGUCAAGGAUCCCACCACCGAAUCGGGCUGGCGUACCAUCUCCUACGAGACUCAAAUUGGCGUGGCACCCGACGCUGUCAAUCUCAACCCGGAUGCCAUGGAUGAGGCUGCUGAGGGAGGAGCCAGUGACAUCGAGCCGGAUAUGCAGUAA
Penicillium expansum is the source of this 3084-nucleotide messenger RNA. Its product is annotated as putative nuclear serine protease HtrA2/Nma111. Lineage: Eukaryota; Fungi; Ascomycota; Eurotiomycetes; Eurotiales; Aspergillaceae. The transcript is spliced from 4 exons. Gene Ontology annotation, biological process: proteolysis. The record is from RefSeq and is a predicted model, not a curated record. Bases 1 to 3084 code for a protein of 1027 amino acids. Gene Ontology annotation, molecular function: protein binding; serine-type endopeptidase activity.